Ordospora pajunii is the source of this 2385-nucleotide messenger RNA. RefSeq names its product proteasome regulatory complex protein. The record is from RefSeq and is a predicted model, not a curated record. Gene Ontology annotation, biological process: proteasome-mediated ubiquitin-dependent protein catabolic process. Gene Ontology annotation, cellular component: proteasome storage granule; nucleus; proteasome regulatory particle, base subcomplex. The transcript has a single exon. Bases 1 to 2385 code for a protein of 794 amino acids. Lineage: Eukaryota; Fungi; Microsporidia; Ordosporidae.
AUGGAUGAAGACUUGGGGAUGAUAGCCAACAGGAUACGAGACAGCGAUGAGGAGAUACAAGAGAAUGCGAUUGGGAUGCUGCUUGGAAUAGCAAAGUCGUCGCAUUCGAGAUCUGUGGAUGUGGUGAGUUUCCAGCACCUUGCAGAUAGCCUAAUGAUGUUUGAGGAUGUGUGCAAAGGGAUGAGUGGAGAGAGGCGAAGGAAGAUGUGCGAUAUAAUCAGUGCGAUAUGCGUUAUAGAUGACGAGAGGAAGCUUUUGAGGUACCGUGUGGAAGGGAAUGUGAUUGAUCUUGAGGAGUGGGGACACUUUUAUGUAAGGAAGCUUGUUGAGUGCAUUCUGAAUGCCAAGAGUGGGAAGAUGGAUUUUGUGUUUGAGGAGGCAAGGGAGGUGAGCCUGAAGUGUGUGGAGUUUCUGUUCAGGCACAAUGCCGAGUUUGAAGCGAUUGAUUUUCUGGUAGAGAUAGAUUGGAUUGGGCUGGUUGAGAACUAUGUUGACGAGCACAAUUACAGAAGGGUGGUGUUGUAUCUUGAGGAGAUGAGCUUGUUUGUGGAUCUUGAAGCAGUCCUUGCUGGAAUAUAUGUGAAGAUGGGUGAUUGUACAAGACAUGUUGUAUGGAUGCUGAGGCAUCACAGGACAAGCGAUGCAAUUGGUUAUGUGAGGGAAAUGAGCAAGGGGGAGUAUAAGAAGCAGUGCCUGUAUAUGCUUGCAAGAUGUAAUCUGUACUACGACAGUGAUGAUGCAGAGGAAAGGUAUAUUAUGUCGAACAGUCAUGUGAGGGACUUGUAUAGGAGUGUUGUGGCAGAGCUGGAGAUGGACAGGCCAAGCAAGAUAGAGUCUAUAUUGAGAGGGUUUAAGCCUGACAAGGACAGCAAGCAGCUUGCGUCUGUUGCGAUGGCAAAUGGGUUUAUCCACAUGGGAUAUGGGCGAGAUCCGAUGUUUUUGCCACAGGAAGACGACAUCCGGGUUCCUCUGGAUUACAAGACGAUUCUUGGUGGAAACCAGUCUGAGCUGAUUUGUGUGUUUGGAUCGAUUGGGGUGAUUGAGUCGUGGAAUUCCGAAAAGGUAAUGGAGGUUCUACAGGAGCACAUUUUCUGCGACGGAUCAUACAGGAAGACGGGGAGCUUGCUAGGGCUUGCACUAUCUGGCAACAGAAACUUUGAAGAGUGGCCUGCGAUUCUUACGCUUCUGCAAGGAAACCUGCAGCAGCAAGGAUGUGCGCAUAUACUUGCAACACUGCUUGGGAUAGAGUCGAUGUAUUGCGGAACAGGGUCUGAGGAAGUGCGUGAGAUUCUACAGCCGCUGAUGUUUUCUGAUAGCAGUGAGGUUGUGUUUUUUACAGCAUUUGUACUUGGCAGUGUGUUCUGUGGAAGUGCAGACGAGGAGCUUACGUCUUUGAUGCUGCAGGUGUUUGUAGAAAAGAGCAAGGAGUCUGAGACACAGUUUUUCAAAUUCCUGAUGCUUGGGCUUGCGUUUCUGUUCUAUGGCAGGAAGGAUGUUGAAUGCGGAGUGGUUGAGAUAGAUUGCCCGCUGAGCAAGCAUGCAGCAGUGCUGGUCAGAGGAUUCCAGCAUGCAUACAGUGGAGAUUCCGGUGUGAUUGAAUCGAUCCUGACAGAUUCAUUUACUGGCGACACAGAUGCACUGCUUGAGUCGCUUGGGCUCCUGAGCUGUGCUCUUGUAUCUGCGGGAGAUGAGAUUUCUAGUCAGUCGGUCACUGGGAUAAUAUCAUCUUCGCUACUCCUGGAUUCGUCGCAUCUGAGGAAUGUUCUUCCGCUGUGCUACAGUGUUUUGUAUCCAUCCAAUCCGCAGGGUCAUGUUCUUGAUCUGCUCGAGAAGUUCCUGAACAUCGGUGAGACGAACUGUGUGAUUUCCACGAUACUUUCACUUGGGCUCAUUGGAGCAGGCACAAUGAACGGCCGAAUAACGAAGAUCUUUGAGCAGCAGUAUUCGUACUAUUAUAAAGAUUCAAAGAUCCUUGCGAUCCUUAAGAUUGCACAAGGGCUCUUAUCGCUUGGAAAGGGAAUGCUGAGCAUAUCUCCGUUGCAUUUUGAUAAGACAACGCCUGUUUCGAAGAGUUUAAUAGGAUUGUUCUCAACGGUGUUUAUGUUCCUCGACUCAUCAAGCAGCCCUCUGGUAUCUUCCCACACAUAUCUGUUCUUUUUGAUUUGCCAGGCAUGUACACAGAAAUAUGUUGUUUGCUCUGAAAAGAUUGGGGUUCGAGUGGGGCUUCCAGUGAAUACGGUUGGUAUGGUUGGAGAGCCUCGAAGACUCUCGUCAAUUCAGACACAUACGACGCCUGUUGUGCUGAACGAAAAGAUGAGGGCUGAGACUGACGAUGCUGUCUGUACAUCAUACAUUGAAGAUGUGUUGGUUCUCAAGGGGAAUUAA